GUCUGUGACGUGUGAACUUGUAUUUAAAUGUGUGAUAUUUUAAUUUUGAAUUUUUAUUCAAAAUACUAGUCAAUUUACGUUUUACGCAUUUUAGCACGUUCAACUCUUUGACCUGUCAAAACCUUUUUAAUUACAAUAUGAUCGGUCUUAUUUUAUCUCGUCGCACAUUGGCGACAUCUUAUCAAGUUUUGAAAUUAUUGUCAAAUCAAAGUUUGAUUUCAUCAACCAGAAAUGGUUCAUUGCAAUCGUUUAAUUAUCCAAGUUUAAAAAAUUCACUAGUUCGCACCUAUUCAGAACAGAUUAAAGUUGAAGAUGUUGCAGUUGACUUUGAAUAUGUUAAGAAAGCAAUAAAUAAUCACAAUAUCCUAAUAAUUGAUGUCCGGGAACCCAAUGAAAUUAAGGAACAUGGAAAAAUUCCAAAUAGUAUUAACAUACCAUUGGGCAAUGUGACACCUGUACUUAGUACUAUGCCUGAAAAUGAAUUUGCUGAACAAUAUAAUAAACCAAAACCCUCAGAUGAUACUGAAAUAAUUUUUUAUUGUAUGAUUGGCAAAAGAUCGGGUAUGGCUCAGCAGAAUGCUAUCAACCUUGGUUAUAAAAACGCUAAGAAUUAUCUUGGAAGUUAUACAGAUUGGGCAAGUAAAACACAGUGAAAUUUGACAUCACAAUAAUUGUUAAAUAGUUUGGUAGUAUUGAAUUUGGUUUUUGAAUAUAAUUCGAAAAUUCUGUUUGACCUGCU
This is a messenger RNA of Pieris brassicae (large cabbage white), 739 nucleotides long. RefSeq names its product putative thiosulfate sulfurtransferase, mitochondrial. Lineage: Eukaryota; Metazoa; Arthropoda; Insecta; Lepidoptera; Pieridae. The coding region runs from base 138 to 653 and encodes 171 amino acids. The transcript is spliced from 4 exons. Gene Ontology annotation, molecular function: thiosulfate-cyanide sulfurtransferase activity. The record is from RefSeq and is a predicted model, not a curated record. Gene Ontology annotation, cellular component: mitochondrion.